CCUGCAAAAUAAUAUUAAAAUACCGAAAAAGCCAAAUAGAUUGUGAAAUGGAAAUGUUGUGUGCUUAUGUUGCUCCCUUACCCAACUGCAACUGUCCCAUUCCAAUUGCUCAUAUCCUUCCUCAUCGUUUCCAUCGCAGAAGAAUAAAACCCACUUCCAUUUCCAUUUCCAUUUCGAGAUACCAAACCCACUCCAAAAAUCUUUGUUCCAUCACUCUCCAUCCUACUAGCAAGUGCAAUAAUAAUAAAGACCAAGAAAACUACAAUACAAGCUACUCACACCCAGCGCAAAAUCGUUUGUUAUUUGACCAAUUUCAAUCUUCUAUUGACAGUGUCCCCAUCAGUAAUAAAAACCCAGAAACUCAAAACCAAGAACAAGAACAGAGAAACGAAGAAAAACGAGAAAAUCCAACCAAGAAACGCAAAGGACUUCUCACAAACAUGUGGUGGGUAGAUUUAAAAGCAGCAUUAGGCCAAAGAAUCAACGUUGAAGGAAUUAUUGCAUCGGUGUCUGUUUUUGUCAAAGAGCAGCAUUUGACUCUUCCUCACGUAUCAGUGCGUGAUAUAAGGUACAUUGAUUGGGCAGAGCUGCAUCAAAGAGGUUUUAAAGGUGUGGUCUUUGAUAAGGAUAAUACAAUAACAGUGCCUUACACUUUAACAUUGUGUGGUUACCUUCAGUCGUCGAUAGAGCAAUGUAAAUCUGUUUUUGGCAAUGAUCUAGCCGUGUUUAGUAACUCUGCUGGCCUAUAUGAGUAUGACCAUGAUGGUUCAAAAGCCAGGGCACUUGAGAAGGCAAUUGGGAUCAAAGUCAUAAGGCAUAUGUCUAGGUCAAGUACUAUUGAUGCAGUAUCUUCUAUUUACUAUACAGGGGUAAAGAAACCAGCUGGAACUGCUGAAGAAAUUGAAAAGCACUUCGGCUGUAAAUCUUCGCAACUUGUCAUGGUUGGUGAUCGACCCUUUACUGAUGUUGUUUAUGGGAACCGAAAUGGGUUUUUCACUAUAUUAACAGAGCCAUUGAGUCUCACCGAGGAGCCAUUCAUUGUUAGGCAGGUGAGGAAACUGGAAAUGUCACUUACCAACUAUUGGUUUCGGAAAGGACUGAAGCCAGUUAGUCACAGCCUACUGCCUGAUGGAAUGCAAUGUGUGAAAGAUCCACCACCACUGUAAAGUACAUAUUUGCAAAUUUAUGCAUGUAGCUAAAAAUCAUUUUUUUAGGUGUUCCAUUUCGUUUGUAGGAAUCAUGUCUUAUUUGUUUGUUUGAUUCAGUAUAUGUUACAAUUUUUAAAGAUUAACCACAUAAUCUGAAUCAGGAAUUCGAGAACAGGAUACAAUUAGACUAA
Messenger RNA from Ricinus communis (castor bean), 1339 nucleotides. RefSeq names its product phosphatidylglycerophosphate phosphatase 1, chloroplastic/mitochondrial. Gene Ontology annotation, molecular function: phosphatidylglycerophosphatase activity. Lineage: Eukaryota; Viridiplantae; Streptophyta; Magnoliopsida; Malpighiales; Euphorbiaceae. The transcript has 5 exons. The record is from RefSeq and is a predicted model, not a curated record. The coding region runs from base 48 to 1166 and encodes 372 amino acids.